Molecule: messenger RNA, 2130 nt
Organism: Nerophis lumbriciformis (worm pipefish)
Lineage: Eukaryota; Metazoa; Chordata; Actinopteri; Syngnathiformes; Syngnathidae
Source: RefSeq, a predicted model, not a curated record
AUGACAAACAGAAAGAAGCAGAAGGGUUCGGACACGGCGGUGCAAGGGACCAACGACAGCAGCGUGGUAAGUAAAGUGUCUGCUGCAGCUCAGGGUUACUUCCAUGACUUGUUCCUUCAGCACUUCGUGUGCAAAGUGGCGAGGAGAGCUCCACUCAUCAACAGGGGCUACUAUGUGCGCUGGAAGGCAGUGGACCACUGUUUGCAGUCAUUCCUGAAAGUCACGCAACAGUGUGCCAAGAGACAGAUUUUGUCUCUGGGCGCCGGAUUUGACUCGCUGUAUUUCCGUCUGUACGCAGACUCUGCACUUGACCGGGCAGUUGUUUUCGAAAUGGAUUUCCCGGAGGUGACUCGGCGAAAGGCUGCACUGAUCCGGUCCAAUGUGUCACUGUCAGAAUUGUUAGACUUGCAGCCUGAACAUUCUCCGACCGGGCCUGUGUAUGUGUCUAGCAGUCAGUACAAGCUGAUUGGGGUGGAUGUGCGAAAUGAAGCCCAAGUUGAAGAAGCCCUGGGAAUGGCGGGACUGGAUCUGACUGCCCCCACUCUGAUUCUUUCUGAAGUUGUUCUCACUUACAUGGAAACGCAACAGUCAGAUGACAUCAUUAGUUGGGCAGCGAGGCGUUUUCCUCAGUCUCUCUUUGUGAUAUACGAGCAGAUCCAUCCCCAAGAUCCAUUUGGUCGCAUCAUGCAGGAGCAUUUCCACAAACUGAAUUCCACUCUGCAUGCACUCCGAAAGUAUCCCGACUCCGAUGCACAAAAAAAGAGGUUCCUUGACAAGGGAUGGGAUCAAUGUGUGUGUGUGAAUAUGAACGAGUUCUUCCUUGGAUUUAUUGGUGAUGACGAAAGAUGCCGAGUAGAACGUUUGGAGCCUUUUGAUGAGUAUGAGGAGUGGCACCAGAAAUGCUCACACUACUUUAUCCUAACAGCAUCUCAAGGUUCUCUCACAGCGCAAUCGCUGCUCGCUCACCCUACAGUGCCACUCCAGCACCAGUCUCGGAACCUGUCAGACCUCAUUGUCAAAACACAGCCAGUUCUCGUGGAGGGUCUCGGGAUGGCUUCAACAAUGUUGGACGGAGGGCGCAUCCUUCUCACCGGUGGCUCUUGCAGAACCAGCCGAGGGGCUCCGAGUCGAGUCCUGCUCAAAGGCAGUGAAGGCUGGAGAUCUGCCCAUGUAGAAUCCUCAGCUCAUUUGAGUGUUCGCCUGUACCACACUGCUACUUCUGUUCCUGGGGGAGUCACUUUAAUAUACGGCGGACGCUCUUCUCCAUUAAACCCAGUCAAGGGCCUUCUUAAAGUCAACCUCAAUGUUAAGGACACAUCGGGUCCUGACAAUGUAAUUGAACUUCAUGCGGAGGAAACGGUGUGUACAGGUUCUCAUCCACCACUUAGAUGGAGACAUUCUGCUACGCUGGUCUCACAUAAAGGAAAAAACUACUUGUUUGUCUUUGGUGGCAAAAAUGAAUCUGAAUCAGUUUUGGAUAGCGGUUACUUCCUGGAUCUGGAUAUGCAGCACUGGACUGAGCUGGCAGUAGAGGGUGAAGCGCCAGAGGCCCGCCAUUCCCAUUCCGCAUGUUCGUACAAGGGAGGCCUGGUUCUCUUCGGAGGACACGGAAGAAGAGGGGAGCCACUUGGAGACAUAGUGGUGAUGAAGCCCAACGAGAGAAGCUUCUGCUGGGAGAAAAUUGACACUCAUCCUCCUCUUUGUCCCAGAUAUUCCCAUGAUGCCCAUGUGAUUGGCGAUCACCUGAUUGUAGUGGGCGGAGUUUGGCUGCAUUCAGACAGUGUGCCGGGAGUGGCCAUUGUCAACCUUUCCACGCGAUGCAGCGUCGAGUUCAGUCUGGACACGACCUCAGUGCCUUGGCCUCUGAUGUUGCACUCGUUCUGCUCCGAGUUGAUGGUCCAGAAAGAAGCGGAGCUGAUCCUGAUUGGUGGUGGAGGGAAUUGUUUCUCCUUUGGAACGCAUUUCAACCCUCAAAUUGUCACGGUGGACCUUGGCCCACUCUUCUUGGAGGAUCCCAAGGUGUUUCCAGGCCAGCCAGGGGACAUAGUGUCCACAGCCUUUCCUGCAUCGGCCCUACAACCUCCUCUAAGUGGGACAUACCUGGAACACCUCACCAAAGAGGCAUCCUAA